UUUCUGUGAGGAAUACUUUCUCAUCGAUCCUCACUUCUUCUUUUUUCCUGCCUUUUUUGGGUCACUGGCUAAUGUGUCCAGAAAAAAAGGUCAGUCUUCUUUUUCAAGCGGAGUUUGCUGCAUGUGCUGAGUCCUCGGUGGUCAUCCUCUCUGCGAUGCUUUGGAGUGUGUAUACCCCUGGCACAGCCUGCUCUUAUCCUGCUUCACUGGUUUCAGCUGAGCCACAGUGUCAGAGGUGACUCUGACACAACAGCCUGCUGUGUGAAAACCUCAGUUCUGGAUCAGAGGGAGCUGCCUGAAGCAAUGCUUAAUCUGGAUGUUAUGGCAGCUGAUCCGAAUUGUCACAUUUCUACUUCGCCAAUAUAAGCUGGAUUUCCACGUAAAGGAUAGUAGACUUUUGGGAUCAGUGAAGUCUCCGUACUUCUCCAUGGCAUGCUGUUUCAAGUCCCGCCACCGUGGAAGCUGGACACUGAGCACCCCCCUCUCAGAUGAUGAAGUUCAGGAGCACCGCAGCACAACGGGGGGAGAGGCGGGUAGCACGGCGGAUAGCACGCCUCCCACAAAGCGCAAGGGCAAGUUUUCUACACUUGGCAAGAUCUUCAAACCAUGGAAGUGGCGGAAGAAGAAAAGCAGUGAGAAGUUCAAGGAAACUUCGGAAGUUCUGGAGAGAAAGAUGUCAAUGAGGCGCACGAGGCAGGAGCUUAUAGAACAAGGAGUGCUGAAGGAGGUCCCAGAUAACGCUUUGACAGAUGUGGACAAGGAUACACAACACCUGAAGCAGCCCUACGUGAAGAACGGCCACACACUCCCUGUGAGCACUGGGGGUGGAGGAGGAGAAAGCAGUGGGAGGAGCCCCAGCAAUCAUGGAAAACUCACCUCAGAGUUGGACUUUAGGAAAAACCCAACUUGGCUCCCUCAACUAGAUGAGCAUAGGGGACAUUCUCCCUUAGAUGGAGACAGACGGGGAGCCCAAAUCUCCAGGGGCUCUGGACUACAUGAAGAUGUGCGAAGAGGGGGAGGAGUUACAGCACACUCAUAUGGAGAGGGAGAGUGGAAGCCUAACAUGGCGUGGCAGGGUCAAAUCCAUGGCCAGAUGGAGGACAACAGACGUGGAGGUAGGCUUCACCCUGAGGAUGGGCAUAAGCGGCCCGGCCUACAAAAGGCACCAUCAGAAGAUGGCAGGAGGAGUCGGCCUGGAGAAUCAGAUUGGAAGCCCACGCUCCCUCGACAUGCAUCUGCUGAAGAUGGACGGGCCCGCAGAGAGUCAGACAGUCAUUUUGUACCAGAGCUGGAAGCCCAGCGGGACACCCUGCGUGAACCUCUACCUCCCAAACAGACAGUCAUGCCUCCAAAAUGGCUGAUGAGCUCAAACCCUGAAGCAGGCGCCGAGGGUUCACCUCGCACCCCAUCUAACCACCCCAGCACUCAGUACUCAUCUCCUUCCGCCCCCUCAACAGCAGCGGCCAAACCUGUUAGGUCGGUCUCCUCUGCAGGUGCCAUCCCGCUGCAGUCUCCAGCUGCUCCAAACUCCACCCCUCAGACCACCAAACAGCCGCCAUUGCCCCCACCAAAGCCGGUGAACAGGAGCAACGCUGCCUUGCUGGUCUCCGCCCUGCAGGGGGGAGAGAAUGCUCAGCUUCCGCUCUACUGGUCCUGCUGGAAGCGAGAGUGCGACUAUGAUGUCUACCUUUCCCUACCAGUCUACCUGUGUCGGCGGGCCGGCGGCCUGCGCUCAGGUGAUCUCACCCAACCCACUGGGGGUGCUAGUCUUGUGCCAGCUAAGCCCUCACCACCAAUGCCUCCUAAAAGGACCACGCCAGUCACCAAGCGCAGCAUGGAGGAGAUGGCUCCUUCCAGCCAUCCCAUCAGUCCCUCACCACUUUCUGUAGAGGACCACAACAACCUAACUGUGGGCUUCCAGCUGCCUCCCCCUCCUCCCUCCCCACCCCUACCCACACACGUACCACCGUCGCCGCCCCGCCAACAGAUUCACAGUCACCACCUUCACCAUCAGCACUCCUACCCUCACCCUUUACCCCAACCCCUACCCAUGCUGUUUGACCCACCAAGCCCCAGCAGUGAGUCUCCCCAGCGUCCAGCUCCUGUCCCGCUGCACAUCAUGAUCCAGCGAGCCUUGUCCAGUCCCGGCCCAGCUCAGCCCCAUCCAGAUGGUUUGCAGCGGGCACACACGCUGCUCUUUGAAACCUCUUCAGAAUACCAAGGAGACCGAGGUCGCCCCCUACCUGUCAGCAUCCAACCACUAAAACUAUCUGAAGAUGAUUACUCAGAAGAGGAAGAAGACGAGGAGGAUGAUGAUGAUGAUGAAGAAGAAGAGGCGUAUGAUGGCGAGAUCCCUCAACCAGAGCUGGAGCCUCGGAGUCGCCGCUGCUUGGUCGUAGACUCUGGUGUUUGUGUCAUCCCAGCUGGAAACGAGAACGGUGAGGAAGAGGAUGAAGAGGAUGAGGAUGAACAGCGUGGCACACACGGGGAGGACAGUGACUCAGAUGGUCCUGUGCUUUACAAAGAGGAUGACUCUGAUGAAGAGGAAGAGGAGGAGCCCCCACUCAGUGCUCUGGCGAGCAGAGUGAAGAGGAAAGACACUCUGGCUCUGAAACUUAGCAGCCGUCCUUCUGCUCCAGACAGGGACAGAUUUACCCAGGAGAGGAGCGCUAGAGACAAUCAUCCUCCAGGUCAGACGGGCCUCACGUGGCAGAGCAGGGAGCAGUGGGAGGCCAUCCGCACGCAGAUCGGCACUGCACUCACAAGACGGCUUAGCCAGAGACCCACCGCUGAGGAGCUUGAGCAGCGAAACAUCCUUCAGCCCAAGAAUCAGGCUGACAGACAAGCUGAGGUUCGAGAGAUCAAACGUCGGCUGACCAGGAAGCUGAGUCAAAGACCCACAGUUGCAGAAUUGCAAGCGAGGAAAAUCCUGCGAUUCCACGAGUAUGUGGAAGUCACAGACGCUCAAGACUAUGACCGUAGAGCAGACAAGCCUUGGACAAAGCUGACUCCUGCUGACAAGGCUGCCAUCCGGAAAGAGCUCAACGACUACAAAAGCACUGAAAUGGAGGUUCAUGAAGACAGCAGAAUCUACACCAGGUUUCAUCGGCCAUAGGCCCGCCCCCUUCCUCGACAACGAAGCACUUAAGAUCGCCGUGGCAUGUCGUCUGUUCCCUAAGCGGGCCUUUUUUCUGUUUCCUGAAUGUACUGUACAGAUGAUCAGGGAACGCCUGGAACUGACGCCGCACAUUAAAAAAGAAAAAGCUUGUUUCCCUCCAUCGCCCUGUCGAAUACAUUGCUUUGACUAAACUGAGGUAGUGUUGGGUGAGAUGCAGUAUGUCUCCCAGACAAACAGACGUACCACGUGCCAAUGAAGCGGAGAGGCGGCGGACGGGCGGACCGACGCAGCGCCCUCCUCCUCUCCCUCUGCUGCUGUGUGGAAGCCAUCAGGCUGGAGUUCCGACUUUUAAUACAGCCUCAUUCUGUGUUGCCUUUUUUUCCCUUCUUCACUGUACAUGGAAACACUAGCUCAUCUCACUUAUGUAAUGACAUACAAUAGUAAUAAUAACAAUGAAGACUUAUAAUACUCUGCAGUAAUAAUAGAUCAUAGAGACAAGCGGCUGAAGGAUGGAGACUGGAAUACGCUGGAUAUCUCUGGGAUAAUGUGUUUUAUAUAUCUGUGUACAGACUGAAGAUGUGUUGUGUCUGAUUGAAACUUGGAGAGCUGUAAAGUAAACAUAUUCUGUACUGCACAAGAUAUUUUAUAUUGUAAUUUUAAACACAGCUUUUAUUUGAGGUUUUGUUGUUUUACUAUUUCAUUCAGCUUGCCUAUAUUUGUGGUUGUGAUGUGAGGUGGCCAUUCGGCUGUCCGUCUAGGUAGAUAUAGGAAAGUUGCAGGUCUGCACACUGUUGUAGUUUUUAAACGUGUGCCAAUGUCAACGAGGCCUGAAGAAUGACACCCUGCUGGUCUUCAUGUCACACAUUUACUGCACGAGCCAACACACAACCAGUGAGUGGGUCUGAUUCAUCGCUCUUCAUUUAUACUUUUUUUUAUGAGUUUUUGUACAUCCCUUUAAAUAUAAAACAUGCAAUGCAUUGUGUAGCCAUUUUAAAUAAGGUGGCGUGAUCAACACCACUAGUAAGAGUUUAAUGUCAGUUGCUGUAAGUGUAGAUCAGGGAUUUGUCAAAAAAUCAUAAAAUGUAUAAACGGUGAACAGGGAAGCUGCAGGAAUGUUUUAUCGUGUACCAUCUGGCCAGUAGCUAACAGGGUUCUCUAUGCCGUGUACAGGUCGAUAAUAGGUUUAACUGAUGCUUAUGUAUAUUUUGUAUUCCUUUCAUUUGAAAAGAAUUUUUUAAAUAAUAGAAGUAUUAUAGGUUGCUAUUUUUUUAAGCACAGAAUAUUGGUUUAUGUUUAAAUGCCAUAAGAAUGGGAAUAUGAAUGCGUACCUACACUGUAAGACUUAAGUUACUUUUUAAUUGAAUGUGGAAUUGUUCGAACUGACACAUAUUUUCAUUGUAUUUGUAAAUAGCCACAUCUGGAUCUAAUUAAAUAUCUUACAAUUCCUUGA
Molecule: messenger RNA, 4568 nt
Organism: Thalassophryne amazonica
Lineage: Eukaryota; Metazoa; Chordata; Actinopteri; Batrachoidiformes; Batrachoididae
Gene: phactr4b
Product: phosphatase and actin regulator 4b
Exons: 15
Coding region: 317-3115 (932 amino acids)
Biological process (GO): neural crest cell migration; actin cytoskeleton organization
Molecular function (GO): actin binding
Source: RefSeq, a predicted model, not a curated record